AAUGCGCCGUAUUGUCAAAGGGAGGUAAGUCAAUGAUGAAAAUGGCCACCGCUGUGAAUGUGGAUUAUUCUUUGUUGAGAAAAUGUAUGGGCGGGGAAACUCUAUUCAAAGAUAUGACAGAACACACAGCCAGCUUUAACUCAAGACUUUCACUUGAAAGAAAGCUCAGGCUUCCUUUCCUGGACUCUCAGACAGGUGUUGCACAGAACCACACUAAUCUUUGGCACCCAUACAGAUGUAGAAAUCCUGGCAGUAGAUAUGGUCAGAUGUAUUCCUAUCCUGCUCUACGCUGGAAGAAGAAGAAGCGCCUGGCUUUCAUGACCUCAUCAGCAGAUGUCAGUGUAACUAAGGCCAGUGACAUAGAGACUGGAGAAGCAGAUAUGCACCAGAUCAGUACUGUUGAGAAUCCUGCUAUUCGAGGAGAGAUACAUGUAGAGGAUUUGGAGUACAAGAGUGAGUCCAGUAAGGACCGCUGGUAUGAUGAAUAUGACAACCUUAGUGAGCCCCCAGAUGCUGGAGAGAUAGUGGAUGAUCAGUCAGAUAUAAGUGACUAUGAGGAAACUUACAUCAAAAAGAAAAAGAAAAAGUCAAAUCGGGGACGAAAGAAGAACUCAGAGAAGGACGUAAAUGCUCCUGAGGAAAAAGAAAAGCCAUAUGCUUGUGGAGCUUGUGGUGCUCGCUACAAGACGCGGCCUGGGCUGGCCUACCAUUACACUCACUUCCAUAACGGCAUGCUGGAUGAGGAGGUGCUUCCCCCCACUUCUCCCAAGCCCGCCACACGGACCAGCAGCCGUACUGCAAACAAAAGCAACAUAGACGACAAGAUCUCCGCCAACAACUACUGCGACUUCUGUCUAGGGGAUUCUUUGGAGAACAAAAAGAGUAACCAGCCUGAGGAACUGGUAUCCUGUAGCGACUGCGGAAGAUCUGGUCACCCCACUUGUCUGCAGUUCACAGUUAACAUGAUUGUUUCUGUGAAGAAAUACCCUUGGCAGUGUAUCGAAUGUAAAUCCUGUGGACUGUGUGGUACCUCUGACAAUGAUGAGCAGUUGCUGUUCUGUGAUGACUGUGACAGGGGAUACCACAUGUACUGCCUCAACCCCCCUCUCACCGAACCCCCCGAGGGCAAUUGGAGUUGUCAUUUGUGCAUUGAAGAGUUCCAUGGAGGGAAGAAGCCAGCAGGGAUGCAGUGAUGCCUGAAAAUCAUGGGGAUUAUUGUGGGAAGUGUUGGAUGUUUAACUCUUAACUGAACACAGAACAUCAUUGUUUUGAGGACUAUAGUGGGAAGUGUGGGAUGUUUAACUCUUAACUGAACACAGAACAUCAUUGUUUUGAGGACUAUAGUGGGAAGUGUGGGAUGUUUAACUCUUAACUGAACACAGAACAUCAUUGUUUUGAGGACUAUAGUGGGAAGUGUGGGAUGUUUAACUCUUAACUGAACACAGAACAUCAUUGUUUUGAGGACUAAUGUUGGAAGUGUUAGAUGUUUAAUUCUAAAUUAAACACACAACAUCAUUGUUUUGAGGACUAUAGUGGGAAGUGUUGGAUGUUUAAUUCUAAACUCUUAUAUACAAUGUAGUUGAUCUAUAUCAGACAGCAGAUCAUGUUGUUGUCAUGGAUUAUGUGCGAUUUAGGACAAGGUCAUUCGACUACACCCAGUGUAUACUUUUAAUAAACAGGGUCCUGUAAUUGUCAACUUGAGGGAGGAACGUACAGAUACUACUUGUCUAGGAAACAAAGUUUUUGUUUAUGGACACAGGUUCACAUAUUUUUACAAAUGAUGGUACAACUUCUACCCCUUAACUCUUCAACAAUUUUACCCUGAAUGUUCCGUAAUUCCAUUGUGCUAUGUGAUCUAUGAUCAUCCUGAACUUACACAUUGAUGUACCAUUCCUGUUAUAUAUCAGAUCUUUACAUCUGCUGUCAGUGCCUGGAUGUUGUAAAAAUGUCCAAUUUCAGUUACUUUCUAUAUAUUCAUUGUAUCACCAUUAUUCAGUGUAAUCCGUUUAUUGUGUCAAUAAAAAUAAAAAAACAUAGUUUCA
Pecten maximus is the source of this 2042-nucleotide messenger RNA. Its product is annotated as zinc finger protein DPF3-like. Gene Ontology annotation, cellular component: nBAF complex. The record is from RefSeq and is a predicted model, not a curated record. Lineage: Eukaryota; Metazoa; Mollusca; Bivalvia; Pectinida; Pectinidae. Gene Ontology annotation, biological process: nervous system development.